This is a messenger RNA of Sebastes umbrosus (honeycomb rockfish), 2083 nucleotides long. It is a transcript of the gene spinb, whose product is annotated as spindlin b. The transcript has 7 exons. Gene Ontology annotation, biological process: gamete generation. Bases 508 to 1296 code for a protein of 262 amino acids. The record is from RefSeq and is a predicted model, not a curated record. Lineage: Eukaryota; Metazoa; Chordata; Actinopteri; Perciformes; Sebastidae.
GAAGAAGAAGAAAAACGUUGCAGCAAAAAGUGCCCGCUUUUAUUUUGUAGGCCUGCGCGCCUGACUUCCGGCCUCCAUCUUGAGUUCGUCCAGCUUGACGCCGCGGCGGUAACCGACCGGGAGGAGAGCGGAUCAAUCUGGAGCCUCGGCGGGUUGAUCGGCGGCUGAUCGGGAUUAUGCGGCGACACUGACUGCUGGAUCGGCGGAACCCUCGGUCUCCUCAUCGCGUCCAUCAGCUGUGACGUGGCCUCAGUCUCCAGGCGUUAGUCUGAACCCGGCCUGUAUGCAGCCUGCCCAGGGCCCGGCCUAAUUCCUGGUGCUCCUUCUCUCCCACCACCUCCUCCCUCCUUUCCCCACCCUCCUCCCCCCCCUUUCCCUCCAUCCUCCCUCCUCCCUUCUCCUCCCCCCCUCCCUCACACACCGACCCCCGGCCCGGCAUCACGCAGACCGACUCCCAGCGUUUAGUCUGGACCGGCGGCCCGGCUGGCGGCCCUCACAGGUGGAUGAAUGAAGACCCCAUUCAAGAGCCCAGCGGCCCCGCGGCCCCCCCGAGCAGACGGGGGACAUUCAGGCGUUUCUGCAAACAUGAUGAAGAAGAAGAACUCACACAAGAAGCAGAGGACCAGUGUUGGUCCCAGUAAGACUCUGGCUCAGCCCAGAAGGAACAUCGUGGGCUGCAGGAUCCAGCACAUCUGGAAGGAGGGCAGUAAGUCGUCCCAGUGGAAGGGGACGGUCUUGGACCAGGUCCCCGUCAACCCGUCCCUCUACCUGAUCAAAUACGACGGCUUCGACUGCAUCUACGGCCUGGAGCUGUACAGCGAUGAGAGGGUGGUGGGCCUGGAGGUGCUGCCCGACCGAGUGGCUCCGGCCCGCGUGAGCGACUCGCUGCUGGCGGAGACGAUGAUCGGUAAAGCGGUGGAGCACAUGUUCGAGACGGAGGACGGGCCGAAGGAGGAGUGGAGGGGGAUGGUGCUGGCUCGGGCUCCGAUCAUGACCGCCUGGUUCUACAUCACCUACGAGAAGGACCCGGUCCUCUACAUGUACCAGCUGCUGGACGACUACAAGGAGGGAGACCUGCGCAUCAUGCCCGACUCCAACGACAGCGUGGCGGCGGAGCGGGAACCCGGCGAGGUGGUCGACAGUCUGGUGGGCAAACAGGUGGAGUACGCCAAAGAGGACGGCGGCAAGCGGUCGGGGAUGGUCAUCCACCAGGUGGAGGCCAAGCCCUCCGUCUACUUCAUCAAGUUCGACGACGACUUCCACAUCUACGUCUACGACCUGGUCAAGACCUCCUAAGACCAGAAGACCUGGUCCAGGAACCACCCCCCAAAAAGACUUACUGAGACCUGCCGAGACCAGAAAACAAAAAACUCCCCCAGUGAAGAAAAACUACAGCUGGCGUUCAAAACAUCUGGAUGACAUCAUUCUUUACUCGUUCUUUUAUGAAACGCCUUAAACACAAGAACCCCCCCCCCCCCCCACCAAGACAGGAAACUACAACCAGCUCCAAGUCUUCAGGUGUCUCCGCCCAUCUGUCCUCCAUCAUCAGUGUUCUUCAGACCCUGUUGGGACGCUUCCUAAAGGAGACCAGCGGUCCCGGAUUACUGGACCAACUGAAACCUCGUCUGUUAAAUUAGAUUCUGGAACAAUAAAAACUCAAAUAUAUAAAUCUGGUUCAGUUUGAAAAGUGAGAUCUGCGAGGACCCGAUCCUGAGAUCCUCCAGGUCCCCCCCGACCCAGAUAUCAUUUCCAUCUCCAGAGUCAAAGCAGGUCUGGAACUAUUUAAGUAAAACAGAAAGACCUCCUCCCCCCCCUUUUCCUGAAACCCUGUCAGACCAUUAGAGACCUCCGUCGUCAGAGGAGGGGGGGCGGACCGGUCUGAGUCUGCCGGGGUUAAUGAAGGGACGGGACUUCAGGAAGACAGAGAGCUGAACCAUCGUCUGUCUCCGUCUGUAUUUAUAGAAGGUGUACGUUGGACUACGAGGUCACACUGGUGUCCAAUCACAGAGCAUUUCACUGACCCCGCCUCCCUGCAGGUCACCUGUGACCCCGCCUCCCUGCAGGUCACCUGUGACCCCGCCUC